This is a messenger RNA of Paramecium tetraurelia, 1527 nucleotides long. RefSeq lists its product as uncharacterized. Gene Ontology annotation, cellular component: cytoplasm; nucleus. Gene Ontology annotation, molecular function: protein serine/threonine kinase activity; ATP binding. The transcript has 3 exons. The record is from RefSeq and is a predicted model, not a curated record. Lineage: Eukaryota; Ciliophora; Oligohymenophorea; Peniculida; Parameciidae. Gene Ontology annotation, biological process: protein phosphorylation; mitotic DNA damage checkpoint signaling.
AUGCAAUCUGUCAAUAAAUUAUUUGUUAAGUGCCAAUAAGAACCAGCGAAGGAACAAAUCAUUUUUAAGACUGAAUUCUUCAAGUUCACAAAUCAUAAAUAGGUUCUGUUGCUAUUAUGCAGCGAUGAAAACAUUUACAAAAUAAAUAAAUAGAAGAUUUAUAAGGUUUCCCUGUAGUCUUUGCGAUUCAGUGUAAAAGCGGAAUAAGCCAACAAGCAGACUUAGAAGUAGAUGAAGGGUGAUGAAUUCCACACUUAAAUAUACAAAUUUACUUUGGAGAGAGAUGACACAGAUGCUAACGAAUUUUACAACUUUAACUUCCAAUCGAUGUAUUGGUUUGACAAUUUGAGGAACAAACUAAAUAUGCUUGAUUAUUAGGUGAACUAUGACAUUUCUAAAUUAAUCGGUAAAGGGACCUUUGCAUCAGUUUAUGAAGCAAAAUCCAAGUUUGAUAAUCAAAUGUAUGCAGCCAAAGCAUUCUAUAAGAAAACACUCUUUCAAGAUCCAAAAGGAAAAGAACAAGUUGAAAAUGAGAUCAGAAUCAUGAGACAACUCAACCAUCCAAACUUAAUAAAUCUGCAUGAAGUUUAUGAAAAUAAGGCAUAAAUCUAUCUCAUAAUUGAUUUGGCCAGAGGAGGCUCCCUUGAAUAUGCACUCAAGGUGUUAAAUGGACCUGUGCCAUUCUUAUCGGCAAAGGUGAUCUUCCGUUAAAUAGUGGAAGGACUCAGUGGAUUACAUGAAAAGAACAUAAUGCAUAGAGAUUUGAAACCAGAUAAUAUCCUCUUCAGAGAUUUCGUUCCCUUAAAGAGAUACGGAUUGAUUCACAUGGGACCCAACAUCAUGGUUAGCGAUUUCGGUGUUUCAAGUGUGGUCUAAGAAAAACUGAAUGUGUAUCAAUACACUGGAACACCAGGAUACAUGGCACCUGAAGUGUUUGAGACAGAAUAAGAUCCCACGAAAACCUACAAUGAGAGAUGCGACAUAUUCUCUUUAGGUUGUAUUUUGUAUUACUUACUGAUUGGCAAACCACUUUUUGCAAACAAAUAAGCAAAUAUGGAAAUGAAAAUCGAUUGGGUCUCAGUUGAAUAAGAAUUGAAUUCGAGCCAUUCCCUUACUAUGUUAUUAUAAAGAAUGUUAUCUCCGAAUCCUUAGGAUAGACCAUCUUGCAAAGAGAUCUUGGAAAACAAGAUAUUGGAAGUCGAAUAUGGAGAAGACGGAGUGCCAUUAUUCAAAGAUUUCUAAAGACCUAAAAGCAGUCCUCCGAAAAGGUUGAUUUAAGAAGAUCCCCUAAAAAACAAAGGUAAGAGAGGUAGUGUUUUGAUGAACAACAAGGCUAUCAAUAUGAUGCCCAUUAUGGAGGAGAAAUAAAGAGAUUCGGGUAAUCACAAAUUCACCAAGAGGAAUACUAAUAUGGAUAACUAAGAGAUGAAAUCGAGUCAAAUAAUCGUGAAUCCAUAAUCAGUGAAACAGGCACGACGUUCGUCAGCUAUCGUUCCUGGAACUGUUAAAAGACCAUCGCAAUAAUGA